Molecule: messenger RNA, 2085 nt
Organism: Encephalitozoon intestinalis ATCC 50506
Lineage: Eukaryota; Fungi; Microsporidia; Unikaryonidae
Product: DNA replication licensing factor Mcm7
Exons: 1
Coding region: 1-2085 (694 amino acids)
Biological process (GO): DNA replication; double-strand break repair via break-induced replication; DNA strand elongation involved in DNA replication
Cellular component (GO): MCM complex; nucleus
Molecular function (GO): single-stranded DNA binding; ATP binding; ATP hydrolysis activity
Source: RefSeq, a predicted model, not a curated record
AUGAACCAAGUCAGUGAGUUGCGGAAGUUUGAGACAUCUAUAAAUUACCAGUUGGACAAAGAUAGACUGAGUAAGUUUUUGCUCUUCCAUGAGGAGGAUGGAGAAUUAACCUAUGUCAAUCGGAUCCGAGAGUCUGAGGGGUGUGUUGAGAUUGACACUGAGGACAUAGCAGUAUACGAUGACAGUGGACUUGUGAGUAGAAUUGAGGGGAAUGCAAUGUCUUAUAUGAACCUGUUGUACACGGUGAUAGACGAGAUUUUGCUUGAGAAUGGAGAAGCUUUUGGUGGAGAAGAGCCGGAAGAUGUCUUUUUCCACCACAGAGUUUCAAGGCUUAAGGAGAGAUUUCCUGAGAAGAAUGUGAUGGAUGUGUUUCCUCCGUUUCUAUUGAGAAGAUACUCUUUGGUGUUGAAGCCGCGGAGAAAUUCCAGGGUGUACUCUGUCCGGGGGCUGAAGUCGAUGCAUAUUGGAUCUCUAGUGAGGGUAAGCGGGGUUGUCACCAAGGCUAGCCAGGUGAAGCCAAGUAUCCGAGUUGCAACAUACAUCUGUGAGAACUGUGGUGCAGAAACGUACCAGCAGGUGGAGGGAGAUGUGUUUGAUCUAUUAGAAGAAUGUGGAAGUGAAAAAUGCAGGAUUAGGAAUGUUCGGGGAACUUUGGUUCUUGUUACAAGAGGGUCGAAGUUUAUUAAGCAUCAAACGGUAUACAUCCAAGAGCUUACGGGGGACAUUCCACGGGGAUGUAUUCCAAGAACCUUGGUAAUGGAGUGUUACUCUUCUCUUGCCGAAAAGUGCAGGCCUGGAGAUGUGGUGGUGGCUGGGGGAGUCUUUAUGCCCAAGCCAUAUCAUGGAAUAAAGAAGUUGAAGGCUGGGUUACUUGCAGAUACUUAUCUCCAUGCAACUAGUAUUGAGAGGGUUGGGACAAGUGCUCCGAAGCUCAGUGGAAAAGUGAAAAAGUAUCCUGUGGAGCAGAUGGUAAGAUCUAUAGCGCCGGAGAUCUUCGGGAUGGAGGAUAUAAAAAAGAUCUUACUUCUGAUGCUUGUAGGAGCACCUGGAAAAGUUCGUUCUGAUGGAAUGAGAAUAAGAGGAGACAUCAACGUAUUACUUGUGGGAGAUCCCGGAAUUGCAAAAAGUCAGCUCUUGAAAACAUGUGUGAAGAUAAGCAGAAGGGGAGUGUACACAACAGGGAAGGGAUCAAGUGGAGUUGGUCUUACGGCAAGUGUCACUAAGGACCAGAUUACUGGAGAGAUGGUUCUUGAAGGAGGAGCUCUAGUACUUGCAGAUGGAGGGAUAUGCUGUAUUGAUGAGCUGGACAAGAUGAACGAGGUGGAUAGAAUCAGCAUCCAUGAGGUUAUGGAACAACAGAGUGUAUCGAUCAGUAAGGCAGGAAUCAACACAAGCUUAAAUGCGAGAUGCUGUGUCCUUGGGGCAGCCAACCCUGUAAGAGGAAAAUACGAUAUAAGGCAGAGCGUUGAAUAUAACAUUGGUCUUCCAUGUGCUCUUCUUUCCAGAUUUGAUGUAGUUGCCAUCCUCCGAGACGAACCUGAUUUGGAAAGAGAUGAAAGCCUUGCCAACCAUAUCACAUCUCUCCAUCUGGAAGAGGAAACCGAGUCUAUUUCUUACGAUGAAAUCCGGCAAGUUAUUGACGAGGCCAAGAGAAUAGACCCUGUCCUUCCACUCCACCUUUCGAACAGGCUAACAGAUGCAUAUGUGAAGGCCAGGAAGGAAAGUCCUUAUGUGACACCCAGAUAUCUCUUGUCAUUGAUAAGAUUAAGCUUGGCACACUGCAGACUCCGUCUUUCAACGGAAGUGGAGGAAGAUGAUAUUAAUGAAGCAUUAAGACUUAUGGAAGUAACAAAAAUUCCUAUUCCAAAGAAAAAGAGAGAAGAGGUUUCCAGUAAGAGGGAGAUAUACAAUCUUAUUCUCUCUCUUGCCAUUGAAGAAGGAAACAAAAGAUAUGUAAAGCUAGCACGUCUUUGGGAGGCUACCAAGAACAAGUACAGUACUAGCGAAGUCGAAGAUGUUAUUUCUGAUUUUGCCUCGUGUGGAAUUUGGAUAAGAAAUAACGAAGAGCUAGUUAUUUUCAAUUAA